AUGGCAAUGCGCAACCCCGUCCUCCGAGGCCUAUCCUCCUCUCGAAUCCUCCAGACAGCCAGCAUAUCCCGACAAAGUAUUCGCCCUCUCUCUCAAAAGGUGGUUCCCUCAGUCCCAUCGCCGACCCCAUUCGUCCCCGACGUCCCAACCUUCCUCACCCUAAUCGGCCGCCAAAUGUCCAAACACUCAAGCAAAAUCACCUCAUGGGAACAACUCUUCGCCUCCAGCUCCGACCAGCUCCGCAGCCUCGGAAUCGAAAACUCCCGACAGCGCAGAUACCUCAUCCGCAAGCGCGAGAAGUUCCGCAACGGCCUCCACGGACCGGGCGGAGACCUUGAACACGUCGUGGACGGCGUCGCCCAAUUGCGCGUGGUGGAGAUCCCCGUACCAGCAGCAGCAAAUGCCUCCAAGACCGGCGUAGUCCGUUCCUCCGCCCCAAUCGUCCCAAAGACAAAGAAGGUUGUCGUGAACCUCACCCCCGACGCAACGGAAUACACGCACGUCGUCACCAAAGCCCUGAAGAAAUUCGCACACAUGAAGGUCCAGCGCGGCAAUAAGAUCAUGGGUCCCUUCCUGCAGCCGAUGAAAGGGACGCACGGUACUGCUGCGACUAUCAGCGUUCAGGAGGGUAUGUGGGAAGAUAAGCGUGGUCACAAGGUUGACGGUGGUGAGCGACGACAGAAGGAGGUCCGGGCGAAGCUGAGACUUGAGGAGCGGAGAAAGGCAUGA
This is a messenger RNA of Penicillium manginii, 729 nucleotides long. RefSeq names its product mitochondrial 37S ribosomal protein mS41. Gene Ontology annotation, cellular component: mitochondrion. The record is from RefSeq and is a predicted model, not a curated record. Lineage: Eukaryota; Fungi; Ascomycota; Eurotiomycetes; Eurotiales; Aspergillaceae. The transcript has a single exon. Bases 1 to 729 code for a protein of 242 amino acids.